Molecule: messenger RNA, 743 nt
Organism: Salvelinus namaycush (lake trout)
Lineage: Eukaryota; Metazoa; Chordata; Actinopteri; Salmoniformes; Salmonidae
Product: visinin-like
Exons: 3
Coding region: 162-743 (193 amino acids)
Molecular function (GO): calcium ion binding
Source: RefSeq, a predicted model, not a curated record
CGAAAAGCCUGCAUACAGAGAGAAGGACCCAGCCUCCCAGCUUCUGGAUAUCGUACAUUGUCGGGACGUCCCAAAAAAAAACACAUCACAGUCCGUGUUGAUAUACAUUUGCCCUUUAAAAGACACAACAGGGGGCUAUUUCUUUCACCUGGAAACAUAACAUGGGGAACGCCAAGAGCAGCGCCGUCUCCAAGGAGAUCCUGGAAGACCUGAAGCUCAGCACCAAGUUCACUGAGACGGAGAUCACCCAGUGGUACGAGAGCUUCCAGAAGUCGUGUCCCACGGGACGUAUCACGCCCAAGGAGUUCGAGGUCAUCUACAGCCGCUUCUUCCCCGAGAGCAACGCCCAGACGUACGCGCAGCACGUCUUCCGUUCCUUCGACACCAACGACGACGGCACUCUGGACUUCAAGGAGUACAUAAUUGCGCUGCACCUGACGUCCACGGGCAAGACCACCAGGAAGCUGGAGUGGGCCUUCUCGCUGUUCGACGUGGACAAGAACGGAUACAUCACCAAGUCGGAAGUGACCGAGAUCUGCAGCGCUAUUUUCAAGCUAAUUCCCAAGGAUAAACAGGCUGAGCUGCCCAACGACGAGAACACACCGGAGAAGAGGGCCAACAAACUCUGGACAUUCUUUGAGAAGGAAGAAAAUGAGCGAGUUGCAGAAGGAGAGUUCAUCAAGGGUGUGAUGGACAAUGAGGAUGCGCUUCGCCUCAUUCAAUAUGACCCUGCCAACAAGUAA